GACGUAUAAUGUGUGCGCCGUCCACGUGGUGACACGUCAGGUGUUGUCAUUCCCGGCUCUCACUAUGGCGAGCGGUGUGGGUCUGGCGGCGUUUAGUGUCAAAGUAUGGGAGCCGGUGGUGGCCAAGUCCCGGCGGGCGGUAGUGUUCAUGGACGAUCCGUGUGCGGAGGUCCUGCACUGGUGUGGCGGCCCCGAACUCUUCCUGGCGGCCGGGGCUCUGAACGUCAAGGAAUUCUCCAGCUUCGAGUCUGGCGCCUCCAACCAGCCCAAAGCCCUGUUCGUGGUGAGCGGGCCUGUGCGGGGCCGGGCCCUGGAGAUCAUCCAGGAUGUGGUGAGCCAGAGCUCCUUCCAGUACUGCAUUGUUGUGAGUGCGGUGGGCCCCGGGGAGACUGAGGCUCGGCCUGCACAGGAACAGCUGGAGGAGAAGCUGUGUCAGUGGAUGGGGAACAUGGGCUACACUGCUGAGGUCCUGUGGGCCCCUCUAUUGCUGGCCCCACUCAGCCCUCAUCUCCUCCUUACGCCGGCCUUCCGUGACCUCUUUCCCCUUCUACCGGACCAGGACCUGCACGCCCUGAACCGCAGCCGGCCCGACAAGAAGAGGUUCCCAGCUCUGGCCGAUGUGGACUUCCCUUCCCUCUCACCUGAGCUUCAGACUCGUAUCCGGAGCCUGGUGUGUGAGCUCAACAUGAUCAUGGAGGGCAUCGGAGUCCGGGAGGAAUGCUUCUCCGUUGGCCAUCUCAGCAGGAUCAUUGCCGGAGAACUGGCCAACUACCCUCAAGCCAAGAACAGACGGAAGCUGGCACAGAACAAGGCCUCACUGGUCUUCAUAGACCGGAGUCUGGAUGUGACGGGGGCUGUUGGGCAUCAUGGAGACAGUCUAGUGGAGAAGAUCUUGUCUGUUCUUCCCCAUAUUCCUGGACAAACAAGUGAUGUGAUGAUUAACAUGGAUGAGCUCACAGACCUGCGAAUUGAUGGUGAAAAUGAGGCGAUAAUUGCCCCUGGAUGCUUGUCACAACCACAUGAGCCUGCUGCCAAGGCAUUGUGGGAGUCCAUGAUGAACAUGAAACAGAAGGAAGCAGUGAUGGAAGUGCGAAGGUGUCUUGUAGACACAGCUAGCAGAGAGAAACUGCCAAUUAAGAUGAGCAUGGGUAGAGUCACACCUGAGCAGCUUAGAUCCUACAUCAUGCUGUUUAAAGAAAAUCAAGAAGCUCUAGAAAACCACUGCGGCCUACUCCAGUUAGCCUGCGCCACAGUCCAGACACUAAAAAAUCCACAGUGUGCCAAGUGGGACAAUUUCCUUGCAUUUGAAAGAGCCAUCUUACAGAGUACUGGGAAAUCAGAACUACCAGCAGUCCUUAAUCAGUUAUACCCUAUGAUUAAGUCUUAUCAUGAAAGAAAUGCUGAUGACUAUGAUAUAGAGGACAUUCUUGUCCUUUUGGUCUAUAUCUACUCUGUGACUGGAGAGGUCCAGCAGAAUAAUGAGUUGGAAAUCAUAGAAAGGGAAGUAAAGAAAGUUCUCAUCCAGAGUUUAUGUGAUGAUCCCAAGCUGAGCUCUCUGCUACAGAAUAUAACAGGAUGUGAAUCUCCCCCUGAGCUGACACUGGAUAAGGCCACAGCUGCAGUGGAUAAAAUCUUUUCUACCUUGCGGGAACUUACAAAGGUUCGAGCACACCUGAAAUUGUUCAAUUCUGUCUAUGGGCCCGGGAGCAAUAUCCAACAGGCCUCCUACAAGCCACUGUUGAAACAGAUCAUUGAAGAAAUUUUCCACCCUAAUCGUGCUGAGCCAAUGGAUAUUGAACACAUGUCUUCUGGCCUCACCGACCUGCUGAAGACAGGAUUUAGCAUGUUCAUGAAGGUGAGCCGUCCACAUCCAGCGGACUCCCCUCUUCUCAUCCUAUUUGUUAUUGGUGGAGUCACGGUUUCAGAAGUCCGAAUGAUGAAAGAUCUUGUAUCAACUCUCAAGCCAAGUGUGCAGGUGGUGGUGUUGUCCACAAGACUUCUGAAGCCUUCUGACAUUCUUGAACUGCUGUUUGCAUCAGAUCGUCUACAUCCAGAUACCGGCAUCUGAUUGUCUUAUUUUCUUUCAUCAGAUGAGUGAUGGUCCCGGGUUAAAAUCACAUCAAGUUUUACUCUGAUCGUCUAAUGUCUCAAACACGUUCCAGAGCUCCAGAAUUUUCAAUCUGAGAUUGUUUAUUUGUAUUCCCUAAAAAUGUAUAUUUGUUCAGGAAAUUGCUGGGAGAAGAAAUGGCCUGCAAAUGUGCCUUGUUAGUAUUCCAUUCCUUGUUAUCUCUGUCAUCUCUGCACAUGUUUUAUCGUAGAUAUUGGAAGAUUGUUGGCUUACCCUAUUGCAGUUGUGCAGUACGACGUCUACCUAUAAUCUGUGGUUGGCUUCAGAUUAAUUAGAACCCAGAAGCCAGACAUCCUUUAGCCUAAUAGUCUAUUGUUCCGCUUGGACAAGAAUGGCAUUCAUAAAGCUAGCCACAGACAUUAGAUGACUGUCAGAUUUCACAGCAUUUGGGGGCCAAUGGUCAUGCCUGUGGCCGCAUGAACAGACAUUCUCAGGAAGUUAUUCAUUUUCAUGACCAAUUUGUUUUUCCAUGUGAUUAGGCUGUGAUAAGCUGAUGCCAGAAGGAAAGGGGGGUAGGUAUGACUGCUUAAUGUAUAGGAAUUUAUGCUCAGCUGAUGAGGCAUUAGUGUCUAUGCAGAUAUCUUUGUAACGUUUUCUUUUACAAGGAGUUUUAUUAAUAUCCAUAUCAACGUUACUGCUUGACAUUUUGAUGGGUACAUCGUAAAUAAACAUAAUAGAAAGAUAACAUGCUUUAAAAAACAAACAAACAUAAAAGUAAUUAGAAAUGCUCAGGUCCCAGGAAUUCCAAAAUAGGCCAUAUGUAACAUCUAGGAGGAAAAAAUCGCAUUCUGAGAGACAUUACUUAAAAUAUAGAACUUAAGCCUCCACAUAUCAAGUAGGGUAUUGCCCAUUACUAAACAGAUAUUCGAAAAAUCUAGAUUAACAAGAGCAUAACUGUGAACAGUACUAGGUAGCUAGCCAUGUAACCAUCUCAUCCAGGGCUACGCCUGGUGGCCUGAUGGAUUUAAAAGCACAAACUAAAGUAGGGGAGAAUAAGGAAGAAGCAGGAUCUAAGAUUAGAAAAGAAGAAAGGAAUUAAGAGGGGGGGGGGGGUCUUUGUAACAUUUUCAUAGGUUAAAGUGACACUAAACGAUAUCCUUAUUCUCCAAAAAUAAUCUGUACACAUCCACUACUUAAUGGCCCUGUAAUGUAUUUUUCAUGAAAUUCUUUCUCACUGUGUUUUUCCUGCCUCCAUGUAAUGUCCUCCAUGAGCUUCUGAACCUCUCUUUUCCCCCCUGACUUUCAUUGGAACAAGCACACAUUAGUUGUCAUCAUGUGAACUUCUCUAUGCUCACUACAAAUCCCAUAGUCCCUAGUCCACCCCAGGAGUGAGCAAGAGAAGAUGGCUACAUUCCCACAUACAGUGGAACCAUGGAGAUCGAACGGAGCCACUCUCUAAAAGGAAGCCGGAUCACAGCAACAGCAAAAAUAGGAGGGCUGCAGACUUUGAGGAGGCUGGGAGCAAUAUAAGGAAGGUUUUUUGAGUUAAAAAUACAUACUUGAGAGCUGUUUCACCUAUCAAAGGAGUUGUAUUUAUGUCCAUCCACUUCUGAGAUUUACACAUUAUAUCACUGUCUGGAAGGGCAGGAAAUCAGAUUUUUCUCUUCUGCAGUUAAGUAACACUUAAAGUGAUUAAAGUUUCCUUCUUUUUUUUUUGUAUAUAAAAAAACAUGUCAUACUUACCUCCACUGUGCAGCUCGCUUUGCACAGUGUGGCCCGGAUCCUCGACUUCUGGGAUCUCUCGGCGGCUCUUGCGGCUUCUCCUUGCAUCAAGAUAACCCCUCUAGGAGAAGUGCUCUUCCAGGGGGCUUAUCUUGCAGGUGCGCUCUCGAGUGCAGCAUUUGCAUCUAUAGACACAAAUGCCAGAGUCGGCCCUGCCCCCCCCGGUGUCCACGUCAUUGGAUUUGAUUGACAGCAGUGGAAGCCAAGGGCUGCGCUGCUAUCAAUCUAUCCAAUCAAGAGCCGGGACCCCGUGCAGAGAGGGACAGCGCAUCCCUGCUGAGGGAAAUACGGGGCUCAAGUAAGUAAAACGGGGGGACUGGGGGGCCGGUCACUACCAGAAGUUUCACCUUAAUGCUUAGGAUGCAGGUGAAUUGUCAGUCUAGAGGUAUGCUGUGGCACCUUAUGGUUUGGUUUCUUAGCCUUAGUCCAGAUUUCUUGCAAGCAGUACAAGUUAUCGUUAAGUCAUACUAAGUUGGUGGUCAGGAUAAAUGCCUAUCGAUGGUCUGAUGUCUGUGGCCACCUACAAGCAGGUAUUGCUUCAUCACUUGAAGACUUAGAAGUCCCAUUAUACCCCUCCAAGCAAAAUCUGGUGUGGCACACUGGAACUUGUAGAUCCGAUGCUGGAGAUCAGUUCAUUUUCUGUAGGUGUAAUGACUAUGAUUAUUUAGCUGCCAGUUAAUAUACAUUGCCUCUCCUUUUCCUGAAAUAUGCUUUAACAUGUUGCUGAUUAUUUUCUCUUCCCUGAUGGAGGCAAGUUCUGACAAUAAUAAAAAUCACUUGGCUUGUA
Molecule: messenger RNA, 4637 nt
Organism: Rana temporaria (common frog)
Lineage: Eukaryota; Metazoa; Chordata; Amphibia; Anura; Ranidae
Gene: SCFD2
Product: sec1 family domain containing 2
Exons: 9
Coding region: 65-2068 (667 amino acids)
Biological process (GO): intracellular protein transport; vesicle-mediated transport
Source: RefSeq, a predicted model, not a curated record